AGGUGGUAUGCGUCGUUUAAAUUAGCUUAUAUUUUGGCGCCUAUCUAUAGCAUCUUGAAAAUUGACUUCCGUUUCCGUCGAUUUGUAUGUUUGAAAAAAAAACCGCGAUUGAAUAAAGAUAAACAUCAUGCCGAGAGCCACGAAAAAGGCAGAAGAAGUUGAUAGGGUUGUUUGUCAAAAUCUUGAAUUGGCAAAGUCGAUAAGAGAUUUUCUGAGAAAUCAUUGUAAUAAAACAAUUACGUUGGAAGAUGCGCUAAGCAGCAUUAUGAAGAUAUAUAAAACAGAAAAAAAAAAAAAUUCAAGCACUCCUAAAUUUAAUGAAGCAUUGCAGUAUUUGAUGUACAAUGCCUUCGAAUUUGGAGAUAUGGAAAGUGAUUUUAUAAAUAAACACUGGGAUCUAUUUGGGGCAAUUUUAGCAGAGAUAACUGUUCUUGAAAAAUCAGAUGUAAUCAAUCCAGUUGUUCGUAAUGUAAUAAGGCAUUAUUUUUCGUGCCAAGUUCCAGAAAAAGAACUUCGGUGGCAUACAACUCAUAUAUGUGCAAGUUUUUUACUUCAUCUACCGAAUGGUGUUGACCUAAGCGGAAAAUUUUACGAUAAAAUUGUGGAGAAAUUGAAGAUUGAUGCUAAUGACAAAUGCCCAGCUGUUAGAUUGUGGGCAGUGAAAGGAUUAACUGUUUUCCAAUGCUCUGGUGAAGACAUAGAUGUAAUUAGAUUUCUUAUAGACAAGGCUAAAUUUGACGGUAAUUUGGCGGUGAGAUUAGCUGCCCAAGAAUCAUUUUGUAUAACAUCAAGAACGGCCAGUGAAUUGACAAAUUUUAUCUUGUCAAAGAAUGCUGCUAGUAGAAAAUUAGCAUUCUCGAGAUUGGGAUCAAGCGUGCACAUUAGAGCUUUGGUGAGAGAAUAUAGACAGAAAGCCCUUUUUUAUGCCUUUCAAGAAAGUGAACCUGAUGUCAAAAAACAUGCAAAGGAGCAUUUAAUUGAAAUUUGGAAGCAAAUGUGUUGCAGCAUUGAACAAUUGGUUAAAUAUCUAAUUUGUGAGACGUCUGAUAAACGCGAUUUCAACGUCCUUAAUUCUGUUUUAAAGACUUAUAAUGCUGAAACCUUAAUUGAAGCUUGUUUCGAAAAUCUACCAUCUCCAGAUACUAGAGGAGGAAUUGAUGGAGAGAUACAGCGAAAUUACCCUCCUUUACUGAAUGAUAAGUUAUGCAUUGACUUGGAUAACAUAACUUUCGUUAAAGCCGUAUGGUGGUCUGAAACGCUGAAAGUUCUUAAAGCCAAACAGGAAGAAGGCGAAAUGGACCUUGUUGAAAAAAUAACACCCUCAGCCUUAGAUUUUACAAAUAUGAUUGAAUCAUUUUAUUAUAAGUAUAAGGAUGAUUUGGAUUCUGGAAGAAGUAUUAAUGAGGACAACUUGCCUUUAGAUUACAUAAAAGCCUCGUGUACUAUAGGUUAUUUACUACAAAUAAGCGAAUAUGUCGAUAACAACGAUCCUGUUGGAAGAGAAAAAGUAUAUAAAUCUUUCAAGGAACUGCUUCUUUUAGAUUCUACGUGUUACGAUUGGUGUGGUGGAUUCGUAAAGGCAAAACGUAGAUUUGCUCUUAAUGACGAAGAAUUUACAAAAGAUAUUUUCUAUAUUAUAUCUGAAGUUCUUCAGCCUUUCAGUGAAAAUGUUACUACGAGUCAUAACGACGAAACUGAACCAACUCAAGCAGCAGAUAGCACUAUUAGAACUGAUCAUUUUGUUAGAGCUAAAGUUCUGGCUUGCUUAAAAGAAUUCUCAAAUUUAAUGAAGGAAUCAACAUAUGAUUUAAGCCAGAGCAACACUUAUCAAGAUUUUAUAAAGCGAAACGUUGCUGCUUGGGUAUCUGUUGAUACCGAAUUACCAUAUGUUCGGUUACUUGCAUUGGAAAUCAUACAUAUUCAUGCAAAUUGCUUUAAAAGAACCGAAAAGGAUUUGGAAACAGCAAUAUUAGCUUUUGUUUAUAAUAUUAUCGAAAGAAAAAGUGUAUAUCAUACGGAGGCAGACCUUGUAAAUCUCUUCAGAUUAACGACAUCAUUCUUAACUCACACAAGUAGAACCGCUAUCAAUGAUACUAUAUUUAAAGUAGAAGCAAAUUGUGAAGCUACGGUUCUAUUACUGAAGCAUUGCGGUUAUGAGGACAAAAAUCUUAAAAAUUUCGACCCACUUGAAUUUAUUUUGGACGAGUAUUGCUCAUGUUUCUAUAGUCUACAGUUUGAGGGGCAGUGCGAAAUUAUUAAUUUUUUAUGUAUCCUACUAAUUUAUAGGAGAAACGUUGAAAAUCUUCUCCCUAGAAUAUUUGAUAUUGUUGUUUACGACCAUAAAAGAAAGAUCACAGCCCAUUCACUAGUGCGCGAAACAGUUGAACUAGUUUUUGAAAGUGAAAUAAUUAAAUCGAAUAUCUUUGUGGAAUUUGUUGAUUGUUUUACAAGAAUUGUAAAAGUGAUGGUGAACGAAGACGAAGAUUACUUAGCCAUUCUCAUUGAUAUAUUUUGUAAGAUAUGUAAACAUGGCAUAGAUAAAAUUAUCCAAGACGCUGAGACAUCAGCACAGAGCUUAGAUAUAUUGCAACAAGUUAGAUUGAAACUCUCUACAGUUUUGAAGGCUAUUGGAACACAAAAAGAUAUUGAACGGAUUGUGACAAAAAUUGAAAAAUCUCCCGUUUUUGCCGAAAAUGAAGAAUUAUUCAAAGCAGAAGAAAAGGAUGAAGUUGACACAACUAUGAAAGAAUUGACCAAGACAAUUGAAGAAGACGAAUAUGAGGAGGAUGAGGACGACGAUGAUGUUACAAUUAUUGCAGAAACAGCAGCUGCAGUCUCUCAACUGAAAGUGGAAGUUAAGGAAGAAAUAGAGGCAAUUAAUAAUGACAGUCAUGAAAGUUCAUCCGAUGAUAUCGUACCUCUCUCUCCUACUACACAGGCCCCCACCUUAAAAAAGCGUGGCGUAGUCAGUAACAAAGUGACUGAUGACUCGAAAGAAUUUGUAAAGUCAAGAACCACCAGGAGUAAAAGUGGUAAGAAAAGAGGACACGACACGGAUAUAGCAAAGUAUGUAAUGUUUUUUUCAUAUCCCAGUUACUUUAUUAGAAGCAUAAUUAUCUUACUUAUAAAAAACUAGUUCAUCUUUUCUAUUCGCCUUUAGCUCCUUAAAUACUCUAUUUACAUAUUUUUUCAUCUUAGUUUUAGCAAAUUAAGCGGACAAUUGGUAACGCUCCUAGUAUCAUCUAACUUUUUGGCUUCUUUAACCGCAUGCUCAACAAUAGUUAUGUUCAUGAUUUAAUAUCCUUUUUUUUUCAGAUCAAGAGACAACGUUGUUGUGGAAAAAAGACAAACAAGGUCAUCAGCUCGAGAAAAUGAAAGAAAUCUUCGAUCUAGAGGCAAAAAAAGAAGUCAAGACAUGCCAAAGUAAAUGCUUAUUCUCAUUGAAAGAAAAUUUUGUAUAUACGAUUUGAUACAUAGUCUAUUACAUAUCAAGAUUAAACUUUCAUAAUCGCAUUAUUUAGAUAUCAAUAUUUAUCGCUUAUUUUUUGUAUAUAUCUUUCGGCAGACAUGUAAAAUAUUUUCCAAAAAGAGAAAGAAAAUAUUUAGAUUUUCGUCCACUUUGAGCUCUAUUAAAUUCUUGAACAUACACAUAUGUAAAAUAUACUUUUUCUAAAUAAAU
Dimorphilus gyrociliatus is the source of this 3679-nucleotide messenger RNA. The record is from the annotation of a GenBank genome assembly. NCBI's taxonomy places the organism in Eukaryota, Metazoa, Annelida, Polychaeta, Dinophilidae.